CCUCUUUGUAUAAUGCACAUUUUUUUCAGAUUGAUGGAUGACAGGAGGAACAAGGUACAAGUAUCCACUCUGCUGAUAUUUCCUUGUCCAUGUCACUUAAUUUCUACCAGCUCUGGGGGUACGCUGCACUGUAGCUGGCCUCUGACCUUUCUUUGGAUGUGGCCAUAUUAUAAACUAGUUGCAAAAAAAGGGUCACACGUAAGUGGUUGAAGGAGUGGAAGAUGAGGAAGUGGGGAGACCGACUGAAUAAGGUUGAGCAGCUUGCUCAGUCGUUCCAGCUGAAUCCUCUGGCUGCACACUACAAACCUCGACUGUGGCCAUGCCAGCCUUCCUCUGUAUGGAAGCUCUUCCCUCGUCAAAGAAUGGCUAUCAGCUUCGCUCAAAGCUGCAAAGAGGAUGUACAUGUUUUUGCACUUGAGAAAGAAAAGACGUCCCUGGGUCAAAGGAUCUUCUUGGUUACAAGUUAUAGUGAGCUGUGGCAUUACUACAGGACUUACACACAGUCCUUGAUGCACUGCUAUGAGGUGAUACCAGAGGGCGCUGUUUGUAAGCUUUACUUUGACUUGGAGUUCCACGCGCCCUCAAACAAAGGAACUGACGGGAAAGCUAUGGUGUCUUUACUCAUCCAGUAUGUUUGUGACAAGCUAAUGGAAGUUUAUGGGAUUGAAUGCUCCACAAAAAAUGUCCUCAAUCUUGAUUCCAGUACAGAAGAGAAGUUCAGUCGACAUCUCAUCUUCAAUCUCCAAAAUGCCGCUUUCAAAGACAACAUACAUAUGGGCAGGUUUGUCCAUUCAAUUCUUCACCCAGUCCUGAGCAGACCCAACAGUGACCUGAAUGUUGGGAUUAAUUCACUGGCAGAAAACGGUGAAACAUGCGGAAAAACAGCAGAGGAGACCACAGCAAAGGCAGAUGAGAUGGCUGAAAGUCCACAGGCUAAGAGGUGCAAGCAGGAAGAGCGAGACCUCAGGUUCCUCCGGGUGAAAACCAAGGAUGGCCAAGUGGGUCUCUUUGUUGAUCUUGGUGUUUACACCAAGAACAGAAAUUUCCGCCUUUACAAGUCAUCAAAAGUGGGACAGAACGCUGCAUUCACGUUGGCAGACGACAACAAGUUUAUUGACAAACCUGAGAAGGGAAUGUCUGCCGAGCAAAGUGUGUUCUUGGCUUCCUUAGUCUGUAAUGUGAGUUUCACAGGUCAAAGAAUUCUUACAUCAGAAUCUCCAAAAACAAAGGAAUCCAAAACCUUGAAGCCUGAUUGCCAGCAGGGAUCAGUCACAAAUCCAGACUUACUGUCUGGCUGCCUGUCGUCCCCUCAUAAAGAAGUGGACAACUUUGUAUUAACUGUGGUUAAAAAGGAUGGUGUACAUGGAAGCAUCAGACGGUGGAACUACUUUGCUGCUGACCAACUGCUCGUCUACGACAUUGCAAAUUAUCGCUGGUGUGAAAACGUGGAAAGGUUCCAUAAAAGCAACAACAUCAUGAUUGUUGUGGAUCUCAAAAAGGAAGAGUGGUAUCAGAAGUGUCAUGACCCUGAAUGCAGGAACUUCAGGUCCCCAAGUUACCCACUGCCACAGGAGAUCUGCGUCAGCUACAUCAUGACUCUGGAUGAGGAAGACCAGGCUUACUUAAUGGACGAUGUUGGCAACAUUGUACCUAGCCAGGCACCAAACCAGGCCCCACAGAGCGCGAUGCAUCCAAAGGAGGAAUCAGCUGACGUUUGGGGAGACGGAGAGGAUGAUCAGGACUAUUUAGAAAGCCUGGAUGACUUUGAACAAAAUAGCGGAGAAAUCUCUGAUCAGCUUUUGCUCAAAUGUAUGGCAGAUUUCGACUCCCAGUAGAAGGUAAAAAGUCUGGAUCAGGUACCACUAUACCCACCAAACAUGCCUGGAAAAUGCAACACAGAUAACAUAAAGAUUAGUGUCUCACAACUGUACCAAACUAGAAACUGUACUCUUCACUAUGAUAAGAACCAGUGUCACAUGAAUUACUAACCUGUAAACUGUCGCCAUGAACGAAUAUCUGGGCCACUGGAUCACUGAGAUUAUACACGCAUUCUAUUUUCUCGGGAGCGACGUAUUCCCCUUGUGCCAGUUUGAAAAUGUGCUUCUUUCUGUCAAUGAUCUUCAGAGUGCCGUUCUACAACAAACCACAACAAAAACACAACUGGAAAUUAAAUAUAUAUAUACUGAUUGGUGGUCGGCAGACAAAAAUGAACUAAGUUAAGUAUAUUGAGCUGAAAACAUCUUUUAGUUACUUUGUUUACUUAGCUAUUUCGUAAGCAAAAAAACGGUGUGCAGUUUUAUUAUCUAGGCAAAUACAAAUAUCGGAUCGGGACUUUGUUUUGGCAGAUAUUCAAUACAUGUGAUCGGGAUUGGGGGACAAAAAAGCUGAUCGGGACGUCCCUAUCUAUCCACAACAAUCAACGAUGAAUAGUGCCCUUCAGCCUGCCCCGCUUACAGGAAGCCAUUUCCCAAUAUCUCCUGUGUGCAGCCAUCCAUCCUGGUCGAUUGCCUCUGCAGUUUUCUCAGGAUCUUUUAGAUAUCCCUUGAAUACAUUUGGUCCUUUGACACACACCUAGAGGGAGAGAUAACAUUGACAAAAAUCAUAUUUUUCACUCAAGAAAAUGCCACAUAUGCAGACAAUAUCAUUUUUAUCCAUUGUAAGGGGGGGGGGGGGGCAGCUUUAGGGAUGGCACUGUAGGUUAGUCAGUUGCUCCACCAAUUUAGUCCAGACGGAGCCAUCUCUACAGCUAUUGCAUGGAUUUCCAUGACAUUUUCUACAGGCGUCCAUGGUGCCAAGAGAACGAAUCAGACUUUGGUUAUCCUCUGGCUUUUCUUCCAGAACCACCAGCAGGUCAAAGGUUUAUAUUUGUCCAAUACUGCAGAUAUUUGGUUAGAAACUAAUGCUGUUUCCAUCAGCCUCAGCUGUCCUUUGUGUGUAAUGCUAAUUAGCAAAAGAUAUCACGCUAACAUGCAAACUAGGAUGGCAAACAUGGUAAAUAUUACACCUGCUAGACAUCAGCUUGUUGUCAUUGUAUGUUAUGUAUGUACAUUAUGUUAGCAUGCCAACUUUAGCAUUUAGACUCUUAACUUGCUGGAAAAUUAAGUUGUUCAUUGCGUUUUAUCAUGAUUUAACUUUGCUUUCUUUGCUUAUUUAUUUAUUCUCCUCUGCAUUCAAGUGUAUUUUCUGACCCUCACUACACUGUAAUAAAAGGUUUAACAUACAGUUUUUCUCAUUUCUUUUGGUUCUUUUCAUAAACUAUGCCUGACAUCAAACUUCUCUUCAGAGAUAACAAAUGUUAACAUGGAGUGGUUUUAGAAUAACCUACACUGGCCAUGUUAAUUGUGAUGA
Etheostoma spectabile (orangethroat darter) is the source of this 3348-nucleotide messenger RNA. RefSeq names its product primase and polymerase (DNA-directed) (gene primpol). Gene Ontology annotation, biological process: mitochondrial DNA replication; error-prone translesion synthesis; replication fork processing. The transcript has 14 exons. Gene Ontology annotation, cellular component: mitochondrial matrix; nucleus. Gene Ontology annotation, molecular function: chromatin binding; DNA-directed DNA polymerase activity. Bases 222 to 1835 code for a protein of 537 amino acids. The record is from RefSeq and is a predicted model, not a curated record. Lineage: Eukaryota; Metazoa; Chordata; Actinopteri; Perciformes; Percidae.